Messenger RNA from Brassica rapa (field mustard), 1264 nucleotides. Its product is annotated as zinc finger A20 and AN1 domain-containing stress-associated protein 1. The record is from RefSeq and is a predicted model, not a curated record. Gene Ontology annotation, molecular function: DNA binding; zinc ion binding. Gene Ontology annotation, biological process: proteasome-mediated ubiquitin-dependent protein catabolic process. NCBI's taxonomy places the organism in Eukaryota, Viridiplantae, Streptophyta, Magnoliopsida, Brassicales, Brassicaceae.
CUCACUCAACUUUAUACCACACAAUAAAAAGUUAUCAAUUACUACGUAACCACGAUUAUCAGAAGAUGACGUCGUCACGACUAUAACCAGAAGAUGCAUUAAAUCUCCCCUGCGCCUUCAUAUACGGCGGAAUCAUUCGGGCACAGAAUUACAAAAGACAAAAGUAAAGUACCCAAAAAAAAAGUCACUUUGGUUUGGUUUCUGUACUUUUGUCUUUAUCAAAUCUCUCUCUCUACCGAAUCCAAAGAGGAGCUUGGUAUCGUUCUCCGUCUCCGAUCAAGGGCAGUUUCGUCACAUCCACACUUUUCUUUUUAAUAUUAAAAAUCUUAUAUAGUCUUUCUCGCUUGAGUAACAAGCCAGAAAUCUACCUUUUAUUUUUCUUUUACGGAUAUGUUCAUUUUACUUUAUUUUCUCGGCGAGAAUAUGUCAAAAGAAGAUUACAAAUAAAAAAACCACCCGUGAAUCCCUAAUUUAGAACCGAACCAUAGCUUCUCCAUCUCUGCAUCUGUUGUUCGAUUCAAAGUUUGUGUCUUUAGGAGAUUUUCGGUAAUGGAAUCAGAGCAAAACGACAGCUUCUCCCCCUCAGAGCCGAAGCUCUGCGUCAACGGCUGCGGCUUCUUCGGAUCACCAUCGAACAUGAACCUCUGCUCCAAGUGCUACCGCGACAUCCGAGCCACCGAGGAGCAAGCCGCCUCCGCUAAAGCCGCCGUCGACAAAUCUCUAAACCCUAACAAACCUCACACCAAACCACCGCAACAGAGCGUAGAAACCGCUCCGGAGCCAUCCUCAUCUGCGAGCGGCGGAGAUUCCUCAGAUCCGCCGAGAGCUACGAGGUGCUUGAGCUGUAACAAGAAGGUGGGGGUUACGGGGUUCAAGUGCAGGUGUGGGAGCACUUUCUGUGGAGCUCACAGGUACCCGGAGAGCCACGACUGCGAGUUUGAUUUCAAAGGAGCGGCUAGAGAGGCUAUUGCUAAGGCGAAUCCGGUUGUGAAAGCUGAUAAAGUGGAGAAGAUAUGAUUUUGAAGAUGGAAUCGUGUUUCUCUUUUCGAGUAUGUCUAAGUCUUGGUGUUUGGUUCUUUUUCUGUUCUUUGUUAUGAUUUGAUUUGCUUUUAAGUGUUUCGUAGGGAAAAAGUUUAGGAUUCUGCUUUUGUGGUUUCAUGAUUUAUUGUUCUGUAAUAAAAAGUUUGGUCUUGUCAAAAAGGUUUGAAUCAUUGGAAGUUGUGGUUUUUGUGUAGCUUAUGGUUGAUAAAUUGUUUAACUUUGA